This is a messenger RNA of Megalops cyprinoides (Indo-Pacific tarpon), 1800 nucleotides long. RefSeq names its product adhesion G protein-coupled receptor E1-like. Lineage: Eukaryota; Metazoa; Chordata; Actinopteri; Elopiformes; Megalopidae. The coding region runs from base 1 to 1800 and encodes 599 amino acids. Gene Ontology annotation, molecular function: calcium ion binding; G protein-coupled receptor activity. The record is from RefSeq and is a predicted model, not a curated record. Gene Ontology annotation, biological process: adenylate cyclase-activating G protein-coupled receptor signaling pathway; cell surface receptor signaling pathway. Gene Ontology annotation, cellular component: membrane. The transcript is spliced from 15 exons.
AUGUCAAUGUCCAUGGACCACUGGUUCUUUGAUGUGGAUGAAUGCAGGGAGAAUGCUACAAUCUGCGGCUCAAACGCAACCUGCAGCAACACCGCUGGCAGCUUCACCUGCGAGUGUAAGGAGGGAUUCAUUCCCAGCCCGGGGCUCGAAUGGAAGCUGGGAGUCACCACCUGCAAAGGUGUGACAGAGGGCUUAAAUACAGCAGAAUGUGAGGGUAAAUCAGAGGAGCAGUGCCAGUUGGACUCUGUGGUUAAUCUGCUAGAUAACAGCAGCUCACUGGUGCUUCCACCCACAACAGUGGAAACGCUGCUGAAUGUGACCCUGAAUGUGACCCUGAAUUCUGUGAGGGAGGGUAAUGACAGAGACAAGCUGAGAGAUACCAUGCUGGAGGUCACAGAGAAGCUGGCGUCAGCACUGGUGAAGCCCACACAACACCAGAGCUUUGCCAGCGUCAAUACCACACAAAUAGAGGUGCAAACGUUUGCCAUCGGGCCAGAAACCAACCUGACAGACACACCUCAGCUGAACUCGAGAAACAACAUUUUGGAAAUUGAUCUGCUUGGAAUUGCUAAGAACAACAAUGGAUCUGGAGCAGUGGUCUUCAUAGCAUACGCCAACAUGGAGGAUGUGCUGAAGGCCAGACUUUUCGACACAGAGAACGACACCAUAAAGACCAUGAUAUCCAGUGUGGUCUCUGCCUUUCUCCCAAACACUAAAAUCCCAACAUUGCCCAAUCCAGUCAACUUUACCCUGAGACACCUCACACAGGUGGACCCUAAGGGUAAUCUCACCUGUGUGUACUGGAAUCAGGGCAGGUGGAUCGUGGAUGGCUGUAAAGCCACAGAGACCAAUGCCACUCACACCGUGUGCACCUGCAACCACCUAUCCACCUUCGCCCUCAUCAUGCAGACGGACACACCACCUGAGGAUGACAUCAUCUUGAAGUGGAUCAGCAUGAUUGCAGUGUCAGUGGGGCUGCUGUUUCUGGCCCUGGCCAUCCUGACCUUCAUCCUCUGUCGCUGGAACCCUAAAGUCAGCAACACAGCACGCCUGAACCUCUCCAUCUGCCUCUUCCUGGCCCACCUGCUCUUCCUGCUGGUGCAGAGUUUCCUCUCUCACAUCCAGAAGCACAAGCUGGUGUGUGCAGUGAUCUCGGGCGUGCUGCACUUCCUCUUCCUGUCCAGCUUUGUGUGGAUGUUCCUGGAGGCUCUGCAGCUCUUCCUGUUGGUGCGCAACCUGAGAGAGGUCAGGAUUAUACAGAGGGAAGGAAUUCACUGGGGCUUCCUACUGCUGAUUGGCUACGGCGCCCCCUUCCUGGUGGUGGGUGUGUCUGCAGGAGUGGUUCCCAACGGAUACGGCAGUGACCAAUGCUGGCUGAAGACUAAUGAGGGCCUCAUCUGGAGUUUUCUGGGGCCAGUGUGUUUUCUCCUUGCAGUGAAUGUCAUCCUCUUUAUUACCAUCAUGGGAUACCUGUUUUUUGCUUUGGCUGGCCGGAACAAGGAAAUCUCUCAACUGAAAGACACCAGGAUGUUGGUGUUAAAAGCACUAUUCCAGUUCAUCAUUCUUGGUUGCCCCUGGAUAUUCGGCUUCUUUGUGAAUAACAGCAAGGUGCUGGAGUAUCUCUUCCUGCUUAUAACCUCCCAGCAGGGCACAUUCAUCUUCCUGGUGCACUGCGCCCUCAGAAAAGAGGUUCAGGAACAGUACAGGAAGUGGUGGAAGAACAUCUGUGGUUCCAAGGAUCCCUCUGAGUCCUCCCACUCAUUUACGACAUUCACAACGUCCCAGAUCGCCACAAAGUGA